Marmota monax (woodchuck) is the source of this 1714-nucleotide messenger RNA. RefSeq names its product fibrinogen gamma chain (gene Fgg). Bases 81 to 1418 code for a protein of 445 amino acids. Gene Ontology annotation, molecular function: signaling receptor binding. NCBI's taxonomy places the organism in Eukaryota, Metazoa, Chordata, Mammalia, Rodentia, Sciuridae. The transcript is spliced from 9 exons. The record is from RefSeq and is a predicted model, not a curated record. Gene Ontology annotation, cellular component: fibrinogen complex. Gene Ontology annotation, biological process: blood coagulation; platelet activation; protein polymerization.
UUAUAUAAAGGCACAGGGGGAGCCCAGGAGUUCACAGCGCUGACAGUUCAGGGCUCGAAGCGCCAGGCGCCCCAGGCAUCAUGGGUUUGUCCCUACAACCCCGGAGUUUAAUUCUGUACCUCUCCAGCCUUCUCCUGUUCUCUCCAGCAUGCCUGGCAUAUGUGGCUACCAGAGACAACUGCUGCAUCUUAGAUGAAAGAUUUGGUAGUUAUUGUCCAACUACCUGUGGCAUCGCAGAUUUCCUAUCUACUUACCAAAGCAAUGUAGACAAGGACCUGCAGAGUUUGGAAGACAUCUUAAAUCAAGUUGAAAACAAAACAACAGAAGCCAAAGAACUCAUCAAAGCCAUCCAGAUCAGCUAUAAUCCAGAUCAGCCAAAAAAGCCAAAUAUGAUAGAGACUGCCACCCAGAAUUCCAAGAAGAUGGUAGAAGAGAUUAUGAAAUACGAAGCAUCCAUUCUAACACAUGACGCUAGUAUUCGAUUUUUGCAGGAAAUAUAUAAUUCAAAUAAUCAGAAGAUCCUUAACCUGAAACAGAAAGUAGCCCAGCUUGAAGCCAAGUGCCAGGAGCCUUGCAAAGACACAGUACAAAUCUAUGAUACAACUGGGAAAGAUUGUCAAGACAUUGCCAAUAAGGGAGCCAAAGAGAGUGGCCUUUACUUCAUCAAGCCUCUGAAAGCAAAGCAGCAGUUCUUGGUCUACUGUGAAAUUGAUGGCUCUGGAAAUGGAUGGACUGUGCUACAGAAGAGACUGGACGGCAGUGUGGAUUUCAAGAAGAACUGGAUUCAGUAUAAAGAAGGAUUUGGCCAUCUCUCUCCUACUGGCACCACUGAGUUUUGGCUGGGAAAUGAGAAGAUUCACUUGAUAAGCACACAGUCUCAAAUCCCGUAUGCACUCAGAGUGCAAUUGGAAGACUGGAAUGGCAGAACCAGUACUGCAGAUUAUGCCAUGUUCAAGGUGGGACCUGAAACUGACAAAUACCGCCUGACCUAUGCCUACUUCAUUGGUGGAGAUGCUGGGGAUGCCUUCGAUGGCUUUGAUUUUGGUGAUGAUCCUAGUGACAAGUUUUUCACAUCCCACAAUGGUAUGCAGUUCAGCACCUGGGACAAUGACAAUGAUAAAUUCGAAGGCAACUGUGCUGAACAGGAUGGAUCUGGUUGGUGGAUGAACAAGUGUCAUGCUGGCCACCUCAAUGGAAUUUAUUACCAAGGUGGCACUUACUCAAAAGCAUCUACCCCUAAUGGUUAUGAUAAUGGAAUUAUUUGGGCCACUUGGAAAAGCCGCUGGUAUUCCAUGAAGAAAACCACCAUGAAGAUAAUCCCAUUCAACAGACUCUCCAUUACAGAUGGACAGCAACAUCACCUGGGGGGUGCCAAACAGGUCAGGCCAGAACAUGAUGUUGAAAUAGAAGAUGAAUAAAUCAUUUUUCUCAGAGAUGGUAGAGUGAUAACUGUUAAUUUCUAUGGACUCACACAAUGUUUCAGACAUUUUCUGAAAGUCUUUUCCUAUCUUCCUUUACUGUAUUUUUUAAUUUUAAUUAUUCUUAAAAGGAUAUUUGGGCUUCAAUGAAAAAAUAAAAAUUCACAUCAGACUGUAUUCCCAAAUUACUGAAAUCAGAGUUAUUUUAAAAAUUGCUUAUUUGAGGAGAUAACAUUUGGACUUAUUUCCUAAAUAUAUAAAAAUAAAACUAUGGCUUUUUUUUUGCCUUGUUAUGA